UGCGCCCGGCCGGGCGGGCCCCGAGCGGGGACGGCGAUGGGGACGCGGAGGAGGAUCGAGCUGCGGAGAAGGGGCUCCCUGUGCCCACCCCGCCCCUCCUGACCCCGACCCCGCACCGCGGGGGCCCCCCGGGGGCAGCCACCGCCUCCCCGUGCCCGCAGGAUGGACCGAGAGGAGCCGGGGGGCACCGGCUGCGGUCCCCAAGGGGACCCCCCUCCUCCUGCCCAUGGGGACCCCCCCGUGGUGGUGGCGGCCGUCACCAACGCAGCCUUCGAGGAGGACCCACCGCCCUACUCGCCCCCGGACCCCAAGAACGUUCAUCUCCUCUACCCGCCGUUCCCCGCCGGCUUCUCCCUUCAGCAAAUGCCCAUCGUCUACCAGCCGGGGCCAGGACACGGAGUCUUCCCCCCCCCGGGCAUCCCUGCUGUGCCCCUGCCCUGCGCCGCCAACGACGGGCAGCCGAGCACGGGGACAUCGGCCGCUGGGCACGGGCAGCGCCUGCCCAAGGACUACAUGGUGGAGUCGGUGCUGGUGACCAUCUUCUGCUGCCUACUGACUGGGGUCAUCGCCCUUGUCUACGCCCACGAGACCCGGGCGGCGCUGGGCCGUGGGGACAUGGCCCAGGCAAAUGUGGCAUCCAAAAAAGCCCAGUCGCUGGUCCUCUUCAGCCUCCUCUUCGGGUUGUUCGCCUCCACCACCUGGGUCAUCUACGUCCUGGUGGUCCUGUACCUAUGACGAAGCCCCGAGCCGCAGGGACACGGUGCGUGCAAGGAGCCCCCCACGGCCUGGGGGGCAGGUGGGGCGGCCACAGCCCCUGUGUGGCAUUGCUGGGGCUGCUGAGGGAAAUGAGUGACCACAAAGCGUUACCCCAAGGCCGAGGGACAGCAUCCAUCCUUCACUUGCCCACUCUCAGCCCCACGAAAUGUGGUGCAGGCAGGAGGAACCCAAACCGAAGCAAUGCCGGCACCGUGCCCUGCCAGAGCCAGCUCUGGGAAAGGAACCAUUCGGGACAUUGGAUUAGGCUUUGCUGCAGGAUGCUGAAUCCCAUCAACACGGACUGUCACUUGGAGAUGCCAAACAGGACCCUGUCACAGGGGGAGCAUCUUGCAGAGUCGAGGCUGGAGAUGGAGCAAAUGCCCAAAGCACAACGGAGAGGCCAAGGCGUGCAGCCCUCACCGGUGAUUAAUAACGUGAGAGGAAAUAAAACCAUGAAUUGAGCUUCUACAGUAACUCCACACACACAAAUGCUGUAUCGCCACCUUCUUGCUGCUUCCAGAUGGAAAUAAAAUACAGGUGUAGCCAAAGCUCCUGUUUUCUGU
This is a messenger RNA of Cuculus canorus (common cuckoo), 1319 nucleotides long. RefSeq names its product proline rich transmembrane protein 1B (gene PRRT1B). Gene Ontology annotation, cellular component: membrane. The transcript is spliced from 3 exons. The coding region runs from base 163 to 735 and encodes 190 amino acids. The record is from RefSeq and is a predicted model, not a curated record. Lineage: Eukaryota; Metazoa; Chordata; Aves; Cuculiformes; Cuculidae.